Nanorana parkeri is the source of this 2248-nucleotide messenger RNA. It is a transcript of the gene MAP3K3, whose product is annotated as mitogen-activated protein kinase kinase kinase 3. Gene Ontology annotation, biological process: protein phosphorylation. Bases 34 to 1908 code for a protein of 624 amino acids. The transcript has 16 exons. Lineage: Eukaryota; Metazoa; Chordata; Amphibia; Anura; Dicroglossidae. The record is from RefSeq and is a predicted model, not a curated record. Gene Ontology annotation, molecular function: protein kinase activity; ATP binding; protein binding.
ACCGAGUAAAGGAUUCCCCCGGACACCGCCGCCAUGGAUGAACAGGAGGCUCUUAAAUCCAUCAUGAAGGACUUGGUUGCCCUGCAGCUGAGCAAGCGCCAUCGGACGCCAGUGAUUGAGGGGGGGAAGACCAAGGCCAGCAGUCAACCCAACAAGCAGAAUGACGUGCGGAUAAAGUUCGAACACAGCGGAGAGAGGCGGAUCCUGCAGUUUCCUCGUCCUGUGAAGUUUGAAGAUGUGGAACAGAAAGUGAAGAUGGUGUUUGGUCAGCAGAUGGACCUUCAUUACAUGAACAAUGAGCUCUCUAUCCCUCUCAGAAGUCAGGAUGACCUAGACAAAGCUGUUGAUCUCCUGGACCGCAGCUCCAGCAUGAAGAGUCUUCGUAUUCUCCUCAUCUCCCAUGACAAGAACCAUACAUUGCAUUCUGGGCUACAGAAACAAGUGCGGAUAAAGGCUUCACAGUCUUUGGGAGAUGUUAACGCGGCUUACCACCCCCCGGAGUCCCGCAGCCGUCACCUGUCUGUCAGUUCCCAGAAUGCCGGCCGCAGUUCGCCUCCUCCCGGCUAUGUUCCAGAAAGGCAACAGAGGAUAGCACGUCAGGGUUCCUAUACUAGCAUCAACAGCGAGGGAGAGUUCAUCCCUGAGACCAGUGACCAAUGUAUGUUGGAUCCACUAAGUAGUACAGAGAAUUCCAUAUCUGGGAGUUGUCAGUCUUUAGAUCAAUCUGAGGACAGUCCCUCUUUCAGAAAAUCUCGGAUGUCUCGGGCACAGAGCUAUCCAGACAACCGGCAAGAUUUCUCAGCAGAUCGAGAGAACCAAUUCUUUGAUAAAGCAGGGAAGGGAGGAACUUACCCCCGAAGAUAUCAUGUAUCUGUUCACCAUAAAGAUUACAAUGAUGGCCGCAGAACAUUCCCACGAAUUAGGCGACCUCAAGGCAAUCUUUUUACCCUUGUGCCAUCCAGUCGCUCGUUAAGCACCAACGGGGAAAACCUGGGUUUAACCGUACAGUACCUAGAAACCCGAAACCGACUGCGCAGUGCGGACAGUGAAAAUACGCUUGGUGUACCAGAGAGGAACAUUGCCACAAAAUCUCCGAGUGCCCCAAUAAACUGGCGUCGGGGUAAACUGCUGGGACAGGGAGCAUUUGGUCGUGUGUACCUGUGUUAUGACGUUGACAUAGGAAGGGAACUGGCAGCUAAACAGGUUCAGUUUGAUCCGGACAGCCCUGAAACCAGCAAGGAGGUUAGUGCUCUGGAGUGUGAGAUUCAGCUGCUGAAGAAUCUCCAUCAUGACAGGAUAGUGCAGUAUUACGGCUGUUUACGGGACAAAGGGGAGAAGACCCUGACUAUUUUCAUGGAGUAUAUGCCUGGGGGGUCAGUAAAAGAUCAGCUGAAAGCCUACGGGGCCUUGACGGAGAAUGUUACUCGUAGAUAUACCCGGCAGAUCCUCGAGGGUAUGUCUUACCUGCACAGCAAUAUGAUUGUACACAGAGACAUCAAAGGGGCCAACAUCCUCCGAGACUCUGCAGGGAACGUCAAGCUGGGUGAUUUUGGUGCAAGCAAACGCCUCCAGACUAUCUGCAUGUCAGGAACGGGAAUCCGCUCAGUAACCGGGACGCCAUACUGGAUGAGCCCGGAAGUGAUCAGCGGGGAGGGUUAUGGGAGAAAAGCAGAUGUCUGGAGCUUGGGCUGCACCGUGGUGGAAAUGCUGACCGAAAAACCUCCCUGGGCCGAGUACGAAGCCAUGGCUGCCAUUUUUAAAAUCGCCACGCAGCCAACCAACCCUCAUCUCCCCCCAAACACAUCGGAGCAUUGCCGGGACUUUGUAAAGAGGAUACUGGUGGAAGCACGGCAGCGGCCGUCUGCCGAGGAACUGCUCCGUCACCCCUUUGCCCAACUUACUUAUUGAUCCCCUCCAAGUAUACCGCUUUCCCUUCAUCAGCCUGGAGACUCUCGAGAAAGAUGGACCUUUUUGAUGAGGGAAAGCAGUGCAAUCAGGAAUGAAGACAAUCAUUGCUCCACCCCUAAGCUGUGUGAAGAGCGGGUUCCAGAUCCAGCGGCUGGGUGGAUCCACGUCAGUGUUAGAGCUACAGAACAAUGUAUUCAUUGUGACGGUUAGGUGACUUUUGUGGUUAUCGUUGGAGAUAUGAACAGGAGGACGCAGGAUGACUUUGAGAUGAGUCCGAACUGUGCCAAAUUCUCUUCCGUGACAGGUGCCUUAAUACCUCUUCAGCCAGGGAGCACAUAGA